Molecule: messenger RNA, 1752 nt
Organism: Daldinia vernicosa
Lineage: Eukaryota; Fungi; Ascomycota; Sordariomycetes; Xylariales; Hypoxylaceae
Product: putative efflux pump antibiotic resistance protein
Exons: 3
Coding region: 1-1752 (583 amino acids)
Biological process (GO): transmembrane transport
Molecular function (GO): transmembrane transporter activity
Source: RefSeq, a predicted model, not a curated record
AUGUCUACUCGAUCGAACCAACCCUUGCACGGCUGGUGUGGACGUCGGAGUAAGAAUUCACUUAAUCGAAUCCGAAUACCUUCAUUAUCUCCCUUGAUUCAAGCCAACACGCCGUACAGAAAACCCCCAAGUCGCCCCCGUUACCUCCUGCCCAACGGGGUUCUUCAACAUCCGAAUCCCGAAACCACCGGCAACGACGAACCUAGAGUUGAGCGAGGCGUCGGGGGCCUUAAAUGGCUUCUUGUUAUUCUAGCAGUCUUAUCUUCAACCUUCCUGUACGCGCUCGACAACACCGUCACAGCAAGCGUACGGCCCAGCAUGAUUGAAACCUUCGGAAACCGGGUUGACAUGCCAUGCUUCCAUGGCUUUCCGCCUCGUACCCUAUGGGAGAAGGGUACGCUCUAUAAGCUUUUUAACAACAAGCUUCUGUACUUAAUUGCGGUUCUCAUAUUCGAGAUCGGCUCCGCGGUCAUCGGCUCCGCACGGUCGAUCGAGGCUGUUAUCGCCGGUCGAGCCGUUGCCAGCAGCGGCGGAUCUGGAAUUUACGUCGGCACUAUAAACAUCAUCUCGGAUAUGACCGCGGAGGCCGAAAGGGCAGUGAACUUGAACCAUGUCGGUAUGUGCUGGUGUCUUGGGACUAUUCUCGGCCCCGUUAUUGGCGGUGCAUUCGCCGACUCGUCGGCUACUUGGCGAUGGGCCUUUUACAUCAACAUCUGCAUCGCUGCCGUUGCCGUUGCCGCACCGGCGUGUAUUUUUCUCGUCCCCUCAUCUCCUCCUCGCGCUGCGGGAUCAUCCCUAUGGACCCGAGUUAAGCGCAUAGAUUACAUCGGAGCGACCCUGUUCCUUCGAGGCACCCUCACUAUUAUCAUGGUACUUAGUUUCGGCGGAGCCUUGUAUAGCUGGACGAGCGGCCAAAUGAUCGGCUUAUAUGUAGCAACGGCAGUUAUCUGGUCGACCUUUGGCAUCCAGCAGUGUUGGAACCUGUUAACCGUCGACCGAAUCUUUCCGGUCCAAUUUUUCAGCGAUUGGGCGAUGGCUAUAUUCUUCUGUUGCGGCUCACUCGCGAUCGCAAAUGUUGUGAUGACUGUCUAUUCACUACCCCUUUUAUUCCAAUUUGUUUAUGGCGAUACAGCCUUGGGCUCAGCAGCUUACACAAUUCCCUUCGUCGCCUCCACCGUCGUUUUUGGCGGCGCCGCCGGUCCUCUUUUUAAUAGAUACCCGGUAUACAUGCCCUGGUUUACUGACGGGGCUGCACUUAUGCUCAUCGGCAACGGCUUAUUGACAACUAUUGGUUAUGCUGUCUCCCGAGGAGCCGUUUGCGGAUAUACUGUUAUUCAAGGUGCAGGCUGUGGACCAGUCACGCAGCUCGGUUAUACUGUAGCUCAGAUCAAGGCUCGCCGUGCCGAUCCGAAUUCACUCCCUGAUGUUACAGGCUUCAUGAGUUGCUCUCAAAUGGCCGGACUCGCACUAUCUCUUGGUAUUGCUACGACAAUAUUUCUUAACGGCACCACUAGAGAUAUCGCUAUAAUCCUUCCGGGCGUGCCACGUUCAGUCAUUCAGGCAACUAUUGAUGGCGCCGGGACGUCUCUAGUCCAGGGUCUUAGCCCAGAACUUCAACUCCGUGUUCUAGAGGCUAUUGCCAACAACGUAGCUACGGUAUUUUACAUGAAUAUUGCUGGAGCGGGACUAGGUCUCAUUCUGUCACUUUUUUUGAAGCGCGAGAAAUUGCAACUUGGUUUACCCGGUCGGUAA